ACACACACACAGACUGAAGAGAGAGCGACUCUACUCCUCUUGUUUUCCAACCAAACUACUGCACCGACCCUCGUAACAACCCUCUGAAUGGAGACGCUGUUAUUGAUCACACAGUCAGCGCUGUGGGACUGCCUCUCUGUGGGACCGGGUCUUUGAUGUUGUGCAGGCUGAUCACAGAUCAGAUACACGCGCUUCAGAUCCAUAAAGCCACCCCCUCCCUCUCUCUCCCUCCCUCUCUCCCUCUCUCUCUCUCUCUCUCUCUCUCUCCCUCUCUCUCUCUCUCCCUCCCUCUCCGCCUUUGAUCUGAGCGCUCAGUUUGUCCUCGGUGAUCCGCCGCUGCUGUGUUGAGCUGGGCCGGGGCAGCAGCGCUGACAUGGUGAGCAGACCGGUGCGGGAAACACACCACCACACCUCUCACCGGUCUGCUUUCGACUUUUAACAACCAACACUUUGAUCAACAACAGGCUCCUUUUUAGCAGCUGCAGGCAAGUGGCUGAUCAAAAUGGUCUGGAUGCUUCAACGCACCUUCACACUUCUACUGGCUCUGCAUGUCAUACAUUCAACUCUGAUUCCUGUGAGGGCCGAGGAGACCAGAGAAUGCAGAGAACAGGAGUACAAGGACCGGUUUGGGAACUGUAAACCCUGCAAGCAGUGUGAUGCGGGACAGGAGCUGUCAAAGGAAUGUGGCUUUGGUUAUGGAGAGGAUGCCCGGUGCGUGCCCUGCCGGAGCAGUCGCUUCAAGGAGGACCGGAGCCUACAGAAGUGCAAGCCUUGCCUGGACUGUGGACUCAUCAACCGCUUCCAGAAGGGCAACUGUUCCACCACCAGCAACGCCGUGUGUGGCGACUGUCUGCCGGGAUAUUACAGGAAGACAAAAUUAAGUGGUUUCCAAGACAUGGAGUGUAUACCUUGUGGGGACCCUCCGCCUCCUUAUGAGCCUCACUGCAGCGGGCGUGUGAACCUGGUGCCGCUGCCGUCGGUGGUGACCAGCCCGAGGGACAUGGCCCUGGCCGCAGUGAUCUGUAGCGCUCUGGCCACCGUGCUGCUGGCCCUGCUCGUCCUGUGUGUCAUCUACUGCAAGAGACAGCUGCUGGAGAAGAAGCCCAGUGCGGCCUCUCUCAGGUCCCAGGAUUGUCCCUACGGUGGCGCAGAGCUAUCCUGCCUGGACCCUCGCUGGCUCCAUGACUUUCCCCAGAGACCCUGUUGCCAGUGUCACCUGGGCCCCGGACACACCUGUGGUCCCGUCCACCUGAUCCCAUCUCUGUGCUGUGAUGAUAGCUGCAGUCUGGGCCGCAGCCAGGACAACAGUCCCUUCCCAUCCCAGAUGAGCCUCAGUGACGGAAACACAAACCAGAAUGAGGAAGGCACCCCGAUGCAGCUGGGAGGACGUCCGGAGUCUGUCUGUAAAGAGGCUGCUGGCAUGAGAGAGAGUUUAGAGCCUGCAGAGUGUUUGGGGCUGCCUCAGUGCAAUGCCGAGCCUGCAGGGAGACUGGAGGUGGAGGAAGAAGAGGAGGAUGAAGAGGAAGGGUGCAGGCCAAGGGAGAAUUCAGCUGAGAGGACCAGGCAGAGCUACAGUGACACUGUGACGGAUGCACUUCUUCCCAAACAGCACUCAUCGAGUCAGGAAGGAUGACAUGGAUUUCUUUGGCUUGUGUUCCACCCUUGAACCACCCUGGACUCAACAACAGCCGCGGCCAGAUCCCGUAUCAGAUUACUCACUAGUCCCCCCCCCCACCCCCCACUGCACCACACACACAUACACACACCCACACCCACAAGCAGCAACCACUCUCAAGUGUGGUCACACCGCCUCUUUGAAAUGUCUUUGAAAUGGACCUCAGAGCCCCUUGUUAAAGGGUCCAAACAGAAUAUGUACAUACACACAAACAAAAGCACUGCUGAGGAAGAGCGAAGCAUGAGGGCAAAGGCGUACACACACACACACACACGCACACACGCACACACGCACACAAUGUGAACUUGCUGGCCCAGAAGGUGAAAUCGAAUGAAGUUCAACCAUUGAGGAGUACUGACUUGAUACUACGGAGCAAAGUGAAUCAAAGUGAGCCUCUGCUCUGCCUUGAGAAUGUCUUGCAUCUUCUCAUGUAGGAGGACAUAAACUGUACCACUGACCUAGCAGCUGGUGUUAUGAAGCUUUUGUGUGUAAAAAAAGUAACAGUUGUAAAAUUUGUGGUGUGAAGAAAAGUGUCAAAAGUGAUUAUGUUGCACAUUGAAGACAAUCUUGAUAGUACGGAACAAGUUAAGACAAGGAAUGUUUAAGUGAGUGUUAUGUGUUGUAGAUACUGUAAAAUAUUAAAUAGGACAAUAUUUUUGUAACAUAGACAUGACUGACUAUAUGUUUGCUUUUCUUUCCCCAGUUAUAGUGUUGAUGGUUGUGAAUGGUCACUCCCACAUAUUGUUUUUGUAAAUAAACCACUUGAACAAGUUUA
Dicentrarchus labrax (European seabass) is the source of this 2450-nucleotide messenger RNA. RefSeq names its product tumor necrosis factor receptor superfamily, member 19 (gene tnfrsf19). Lineage: Eukaryota; Metazoa; Chordata; Actinopteri; Moronidae. Gene Ontology annotation, cellular component: plasma membrane. The coding region runs from base 503 to 1633 and encodes 376 amino acids. Gene Ontology annotation, biological process: positive regulation of JNK cascade; positive regulation of canonical NF-kappaB signal transduction. The record is from RefSeq and is a predicted model, not a curated record. The transcript has 10 exons. Gene Ontology annotation, molecular function: protein binding; signaling receptor activity.